AUACUAAUAACUGGUUCAGGUUCACGUCAACCACAUCAAACCCUCGUGUGUAAAAAUGCUUCGAAUUGGACACUUCUUCCUUUUCGUCAUCCUUACUGUUGCUGUGUUGUCAAUUCCAACUAGUUAUUCGAAGAGCAAAAUGCUUAAUAACAUCUUCAAACAAAUUCACAACAAAAAAGCCGUCGGAGACGCCUUCCCAUACGAGACCUACGGUUUUGGAGAUGCUGGAUACGGCUUGGGUGACGAGCAAAACUACUUCGUUAUUGUCUGAACAAAUUUUCGAAUUUUAAUACUUCAACACUCCCCAUUAUCACUACCUUCUGAUCUCCACUCCUCAAUUUUUCUUUCUAAAAUGCCCACUUUUUCAAUUACCUUAAUAUUAUUAAUUUCAAUUAUGAUCUCUCAUAUAAUUCGUUGUUCUCAGACAGAAGAUAAUAAACUUUUCACUGUU
Caenorhabditis elegans is the source of this 451-nucleotide messenger RNA. It is a transcript of the gene nlp-101, whose product is annotated as Neuropeptide-Like Protein. The coding region runs from base 56 to 271 and encodes 71 amino acids. The record is from RefSeq and is marked reviewed. The transcript is spliced from 2 exons. NCBI's taxonomy places the organism in Eukaryota, Metazoa, Nematoda, Chromadorea, Rhabditida, Rhabditidae.